GCCUCCUCGCUCAUUCGUGGAUUGUCUUUGAUACCGGAUCCUCCCAGUAGUGACAGCAAAAGGUGGAAGAAAUAGGAGACCAAACUUACUUUGCGCUGAAAACCAUGCAAUCGAAACAGAAGUCGGAAGCGAUAACUGAUAGCUUGCUGAAAUCUCUACACCAACGGACUUGAGCUUCACACUGUCUGUGGGAUUUUGUCUUUUGAAGGGUGUGUGUGGUUGUCUUUUGAAGGGUGUGUGUGGUGCGCUACUCUUAUGGAGUUCUAGUAUGUACCGCGGGUUGGUUUCAGUAUUGAUAAGGAUUCUUGAUGUCGAACAUGGCGAGGGGCAAGAAGGAAGCAUUUGCCCUUCUUUUGUUAUUAGCGCUCGUUCUACUUGGGGCUGUGAACGCUCAGCUCCCGGUUAACGAAAUUACGGGGUUUAGUCUUAGCCCUCCGUAUUUCAACCUGGCUGAAGGAGCUCGGAUUUCUGCUACAGCAACGUGCGGAGAAGAUGAUACUGGGAUACCUAGAUCGGAUCUGUACUGCAAGCUUGUUGGGGGACCAACCACUGAGCUUCCGAGCCAGACUAUACAGGGCCAGUUCUGCGAAUACUGUAACUCCAACGACCCAAACGCCGCGCGCCCAGCCAGCAACGCCAUAGACGGGACUGAACGCUGGUGGCAAAGCCCGCCUCUUUCCCGGAGUUUGAAGUACAACGAGGUCAACCUCACGUUGGAUCUUGGGCAGCUUUUUCAUGUGGCCUACGUCCUCAUUAAGUUUGCCAACUCCCCCCGCCCUGACCUCUGGGUUCUGGAGCGAUCAGUUGACAAUGGCAGGACCUAUGUCCCCUGGCAGUACUUUGCACAUUUGAAAAGGGACUGCCUUGAGUUCUUCGGUAAGCAGCCAAAUGCACGCAUUUCCCGAGAUGAUGACCAGAUCUGCACUACAGAAUACUCUCGGAUCGUACCCCUGGAGAAUGGUGAGAUUGUGGUGUCACUUGUGAAUGGUCGUCCUGGAGCGAGGAACUUCACCUAUUCUCCGGUGCUGAGGGACUUCACCAAGGCAACCAACAUACGCUUGCGCUUCCUUCGUACCAGCACCCUACUGGGCCACCUCAUCUCCAAAGCCCAGCGUGACCCGACUGUUACCCGCAGAUAUUACUACAGUAUCAAAGACAUCAGUGUCGGGGGCCGCUGUGUCUGUCAUGGCCAUGCACUGGUGUGUGGAGCACGCGAUCCCAACAACUCCAGCAGCCUUCAGUGCGAGUGUCUGCACAACACCUGUGGGGAGUCAUGUGGCCGCUGUUGCCCAGGGUUCAAUCAGAAGCCCUGGCGGGCGGCGACAGCAGACAGUGCCAACGAGUGCCACCCCUGUAUGUGCCAUUCGCACGCCACCGACUGCUACUACGACCCCGAGGUGGAUCGCAUCGGGGCAAGUCUCAACGUUUACGGCCAAUACGACGGAGGGGGAGUCUGCAUCGGCUGCCAGCACAACACGGCCGGGGUGAACUGCGAGCGAUGCGCGGAGGGAUUCUACAGGCCCCACGGAGCGCAGCCAGACUCGCCCUACGCGUGUGCACCCUGCAGUUGUGAUCCCAGGACCACAGCAGGUUGUGAGGACGGGUCGGGACGCUGUAUCUGCAGGCCAAACGUCAGUGGGGACAACUGUGACCGCUGCGCAGAUGGUUACCAUGGGUUUCCGCAGUGCAUCCAGCAUCCUAUCCAAACUACAAAAUCCCCCGCAGGCGAUAUUGUAGACCCUGAUAACUGCCCUGAAGGGAGUUUUGGACCACCCAGCUGCCAGCCCUGCAGGUGCGACGGCCCGGGGGUGGCUACGCAGACGUGCAACGGACAGACGGGCGAGUGCUUCUGUAGGCCCGGGUUCGAGAGCAGGUUCUGCGACCGCUGUGAACCGGGGCGCUUCAGUUACCCCUACUGUCAAGAGUGUCCGUGUGACCGGGAGGGGACCCUGCCGGAGGGGUGUGAUGCGUACGGGCGGUGUCUGUGCCGGUCGGAGGUGGAAGGGCCGCAGUGCGACCGCUGUCGCCCGGGAUACCACUCAUUCCCAGACUGCCAGGCUUGCCAGUGCUCACGGGACGGUUCGUAUGAGGAGUCAUGUGACCUGGAGUCAGGGCAGUGUCGCUGUCGUCCCGGUGUGACGGGUCAGCGCUGCGACCGCUGUGUGGACGUGAGACGCAGGUUCCCCCAGUGUGACGCGCCCAUAGAGUGUCGGUGUGACCGGGAGGGGACCCUGCCGGAGCGGUGUGAUGCGUACGGGCGGUGUCUGUGCCGGUCGGAGGUGGAAGGGCCGCAGUGCGACCGCUGUCGCCCGGGAUACCACUCAUUCCCAGACUGCCAGGAUUGCCAGUGCUCACGAGACGGUUCGUAUGAACAGUCAUGUGACCUGGAGUCAGGGCAGUGUCGCUGUCGUCCCGGUGUGACGGGUCAGCGCUGCGACCGCUGUGUGGACGUGAGACGCAGGUUCCCCCAGUGUGACGCGCCCAUAGAGUGUCGGUGUGACCGGGAGGGGACCCUGCCGGAGCGGUGUGAUGCGUACGGGCGGUGUCUGUGCCGGUCGGAGGUGGAAGGGCCGCAGUGCGACCGCUGUCGCCCGGGAUACCACUCAUUCCCAGACUGCCAGGAUUGCCAGUGCUCGCAGGAUGGUUCUUAUGAGGAGUCAUGUGACCUGGAGUCAGGGCAGUGUCGCUGUCAUCCCGGUGUGACGGGUCAGCGCUGUGACCGCUGUGUGGACGUGAGACGCAGGUUCCCCCAAUGUGACGCGCCCAUAGAGUGUCGGUGUGACCAGGAGGGGACCCUGCCGGAGCGGUGUGAUGCGUACGGGCGGUGUCUGUGCCGGGCGGAGGUGGAAGGGCCGCAGUGCGACCGCUGUCGCCCCGGAUACCACUCAUUCCCAGACUGCCAGGCCUGUCGUUGUGAUGGUGUGGGCGUGGCCGACGGGGCCUGUGGCCCCCGGGGAGACUGCAGGUGCCACACAAACUAUGCGGGACGCCGGUGUGAACAGUGUGCCCGGGGUUACUAUGGAUACCCCAACUGUGGCGCUUGCCAGUGCUCACGAGAUGGUUCUUAUGAGGAGUCAUGUGACCUGGCGUCAGGGCAGUGCCGCUGUCGUCCCGGUGUGACGGGUCAGCGCUGUGACCGCUGUGUGGACGUGAGACGCAGGUUCCCCCAGUGUGACGCGCCCAUAGAGCCGCCUGUGAGCCGGUGUAAUCCCGUGGGCACAGAUGUGAACAGAGUGGUACCAAACGAAGGUCAGUGUCCCUGCCUGGCAGAUGUGGAAGGCCUGCUGUGUGACAGAUGUAAGCCUCUCUUCUGGAAUCUGGCCUCUGAGAACCAAAAUGGAUGCAUCGCGUGCCAGUGUGAUGUUAAAGGUACACUCAGUGGUGUUGGGGAGUGUGAACAGGAAAGUGGAAAGUGUUUUUGCAAGCCCAACACCUGUGGCCACACCUGCAACACUUGUAAAGAGGGCUACUUCCUACACCAGAAGAAGAACUAUUUUGGCUGCCAAGGCUGCCAGUGUGAUGUGGGUGGGGCUCUGGGCAGAGCCUGUGCGGAACCAACGGGACAGUGCCUGUGCCGGAAGCACGUGGUGGGGCGCACUUGUAACCAGCCAGAGACAAACUAUUAUUUCCCAGACCUCUAUCAUAUGAAAUUUGAGGUGGAAGAUGGGAUUACUCCUAACGGCAGGCCUGCCCGCUUUGGCUACAGCCCACAGGAGUUCCCAGACUUCAGCUGGAGGGGGUAUGCUACUAUGUCCCGUGGUCAGCCAGAGGUGGUCCUGUCACUCACUGUGGCCCCGCCCAGCUCCUACCGCAUUGUUUUGCGUUACUCCACCCCUUCCCGCCCUCGCGGGCCAAUCAAAGGCAGGAUUUUGCUGAUUGACGAGGCUCACUUUUCCUCUUGCUGUGACUGGCAGCGGCACAGUAAAGAGGUGGUGUUCCCCCCCAGUCGCACCCCUGCCUUCGUCACCGUCCCAGGGAGCGGGUUUGCAGAACCGUUCCCGCUGGCUCCUGGGAAAUGGAUCAUUCACAUCCGAGCCGAGGACGUGCUCCUGGAUUACCUAGUGCUGCUACCCAGCGUCUACUACGAGGCUCCCAUUCUGCAGUCCAAGACGACGGAGCCCUGCACCUAUGUGAUCAACUCGGAUAACCAGGGCAAGAACUGUCUGCUGUACAGGCACACGCCGAUGGACCGCUUCCCCUCCGCCCUGGCGUCCCAGGGCGUGUUCUCGUCCCGCGGCCGGAGGAAGAGGCAGGCUCGCGUGCGCCGCCCCACCCCCGAGCACCCGGAGAUGGCGUCCGUCAGCGGGCGACAGGCCCAGUUGCAGCUGACGCUCAGGGUGCCGUCUCCGGGUCGCUACGUGCUGGUUCUGGAGUACGCCAGCGAGGUGGACGCGCUGCAGAACGUCAACGUGCUGCUAAGCAGCCAGCCCCAGGCCCAGGCCCAGGCCCAGGCCCAGACGAGGGUCAACAUCGACAGCUGCGCCUACAGUUUCCUGUGUCGCGGUGUGGCGGUGGAUGGGAGCGGCCGCGUAGCCCUGCUCCAGAUGGACCAAAAGACCGACGUCCUGCUGCAGACCUCCACGGCUUCCUUCCUCCUGUACAAAGUGUAUGCAGUGCCGGCAGACAAAUUUUCAAUGGAGUACGUGGAUCCUAAAGAGCUUUGUGUCUCUGUCCAUGGCCGCUUCUCUGAGGACAGUCGCUUAUGUGUCCCGCCCCAGUAUGAGAUCCCCCCUUCAGCGCUGGUUUUGGACGCGGCGCGAGAGGGGCGCCUUUCCGUUCCGUCCGGAGGGAGGCAGAGCAGGCAGGCAGGACCAGCCCCCCUCAUCGCCCCCCCACGGGAUGGGGUCCUGCUCAAAUCCCCUCAGACUGAGAUCAGCUUCAGUGCUCGGGUGCCCGUCCCAGGGAGAUAUGUAUUCGUGGUCCACUUCCGUCAGCCAGAGCUCCCCUUCUUCCCUGUGGAGGUACUGGUGGAUGGAGGCCGACCCUGGAAAGGCUCCAUCAACGCCUCUUUCUGCCCCCGUGUCUCUGGCUGCCGGGACCAGGUCAUCGCAGAGCAGCGCAUCGCUUUAGACGUUCCCCGGCAGGACCUGACCGUCACACUCAGAGUUCCCCCUGGGAAAACCCUCAUCCUGGACUACAUCUUGGUGUUUCCAGAUGAAAGCUAUGGCCCAGAGCUGCUAAGGGAGAAGCCUUUGGGCAGGUCAUCAGAUUUCAUCAACCAGUGCGGAGGGAACAGUUUUUAUAUAGACCCAAGCUCCUCCCAGUUCUGCAGAGACUCCGCCCGCUCUCUGGUGGCGUUUUUUAACAACGGGGCCCUGCCCUGCGGCUGUGACGAGGCCGGGGCCACCGGCCCCACCUGCGACCCUGAGGGCGGUCAGUGCACCUGCAGGCCCAACAUCAUCGGCCGACAGUGCACCCGCUGUGCCACGGGACACUACGGCUUCCCCUACUGCAGGCCAUGCAAGUGUGGCAGGCGUCUGUGUGACGAGGUGACGGGCCAGUGCAUCUGCCCCCCGCAGACCAUCAGGCCCGCCUGUGACGUGUGUGAGAGCCAGACCUUCAGCUACCACCCCCUGCUAGGCUGCGAGGGGUGCGACUGCUCGCCCAACGGCAUCGACAAUGUAGCGGAAGAGGGCUGCAACCAAACCACAGGCCAGUGCGCGUGUAAAGAUCACAUUGACGGGCGGCAGUGCGACCGGUGCACCGCAGGGUAUUACGGCUUCCCCGAGUGCGCGCCAUGUGACUGCAACAUGGGGGGCGUGGUGCCGGACGUGUGCCACCCGCAGACCGGGAAGUGCCUCUGCAAGAAAAACGUGGUGGGGGUCAGGUGUGACUCCUGUCGCAAGGGGUCCUUCUACUUCGAUGAGUCCAACCCCAGCGGCUGCCUCAGCUGCUUCUGUUUCGGAGCCACAGAUCAGUGCCGGAGUUCGGACAAGCGCCGGGGAAAGUUUGUGGACAUGAAGAGCUGGCGCUUGGAGAAGCUGGAUCAGGAGGAGGUGCCCUCCGUUUUUAACACAGCCAGCAACACAGUGGUGGCGGAUGUGCAGGAGCUGCCUGCAACAGUGAAAGAUCUCCACUGGGUGGCACCAAAAACUUACCUGGGAGACAGGGUGUCCUCGUACGGAGGGUUCCUGACCUAUCAGCUGAAGUCUUUUGGGAUUCCCAGUGAGGGCAUGGUCCUGCUGGACAGGAGCGCCGACCUCCUGCUCAGCCGGAAGGAAGUGACUCUGGUCCACAGGGCCCCCCUCACCCCCUCUGCGGACCGUCUGUACGAGGGGCGAGUGCAGCUGAUUGAGGGUAACUUCCGGCGCGAGGGCACCGACCGGCCCGUGUCUCGGGAGGUGCUGAUGGCAGUUUUGGCGGAUCUGGACGCCCUGCACAUCCGGGGGCUGUACUUCUCCCAGAGCCAGCGGCUGAGUCUGGGGGAGGUGGGGCUGGAGGAGGCCACGCCCACCGGGAGCGGCGUGUCCAGCAGCAUGGUGGAGGUGUGCACCUGUCCCCCUGGUCACCAAGGAGACUCCUGUCAGAAAUGUGCCCCUGGUUACUACAGAGACAGGAGCCAGCAGGGGCCCGGCCGCUGUGUGCCCUGCUCCUGUAACGGGCUCUCCAACGCAUGUGACGAGGCCACCGGGAGGUGCCUGAACUGCAAGCAGAACACUGCUGGCUACCGAUGUGAGCAGUGCAAGGAAGGUUACUACGGCAACCCCACCAACGGCACCUGCCGGGUCUGCCCCUGUCCCUUCAACGUGGAGUCCAAUAGCUUUGCCACUAGCUGUAAGAAGGUUUCUGGAGGAUUUGUGUGCGUGUGUCGGCAAGGAUAUACUGGAGCCAGAUGUGAAAGGUGUGCUCCUGGUUACUAUGGCGACCCUAUGGAUCUUAGGGGGAGCUGCCAACCCUGUAACUGCAACGGUAACGGCAACUGCGACUCUAAGACAGGGGUGUGCAAGAACACUCUCGAGCCAAAGGACACAACAGACGAGCAAUGUCAAGAGUGUGACAGCUGUGUGGAGACCCUGCUGAAGGACUUGGAGAGCUUGGACGACAUGCUCAGCAAGCUGAAGUCCCAGCUGGAGAACGUCAACGCCAGCUCGGCCGUCCAGGAGCGUCUGAAGAAGCUGGAGGACGCCAUCGCCGCAGCCAAGACUCUGGUGAAAAUAUACAGCACAAGCAUCGCAAGCCAGGUACCCAAGGUCAAACAGCUGGAAGAUGAUGCCAAAAAUCUGAGCGAGGACAUUGGACUGAUCAAGAAGAAGGCUACUGAGAACUCUGAAAAGGCCCAGGAAGCAGUGGAUGCUGCGGAGAAGACGCACGGCCGCGCAGAGGACCUCGCCGCUGGGGCUGAGAGCAUUUUCAACAAGAUCAAGGAUCUGCUGAAGGAGUUGAAUGACGCCACUUCCGGAGCUGGCAGCCUGCCCACAGAGGACCUGGCCAAGAUCCUGAGCGAGGCGGAGCGCAUGGUGAGGGACAUGAAGGCCCGAGACUUCAGCGACCUGAAGAAUGCGGCCGAGAAGGAGAACGAGGAGGCCAAAAAGCUGCUGGACCACAUCAAGAACGACGUGACCAAGCAGUACGAGCUGAACAAGGAUGCUGUCAAACGUAUCGCGGGCUUGCUGAAAGAUCACGAAGCCAAGCUCAAAGACCUGGAGGAGGCACUGAAAGAAGCAGACAGCACCGUCAAGAAAGCCAACCAGCAGAAUGGGGUCAAUGCCAAAAUUUUAGAGGACCUUCUGAAAAAGAAAAAGGAGCUGGAGAAAGAGCGAGAUCAAGUGCUCGACCAAAUCAAAAUGGCCAAAGACCAGCUUAAAGGCACAAAAGAUCUUCUCGACAUGCUGGCCGACAGCAAAAAGGAAUACGAGCAAUUGGCCGCGCAGCUGGAUGGCGCCAAAACGGACCUCACCAAAAAAGUCAAUGACAUCACCCAGGCGGCGGCCAAGGAAGACAUCGUCGAGAAAGCAGAGAAGCAUGCCGAGACCCUCAACCGGCUGGCUAAGGAGCUCCAAGAGGCGGUGAGGAACGCCAGCGGCAGCUCGGACGUGCGCUGUGCCGUGGACGCCAUCGAGGCGUACAAGAACAUCACCGAGGCCAUCAAAGCGGCAGAGGACGCAGCCAACGAGGCCAAAAAGGCGGCGGACAAAGCUCUGAGUGACGUGCAAAAUCAGGAUCUGACAAAGAGAGCCCAGGACCUGAAAGACAAUGGGGAUGAACUGCUGAAAACUGCGAAGGACGCACAGGAUGAUCUUAAAAAUGCCGCAGACGAGCUGGACGCCCAGAAGAAGCGUUUGGCCGAGGCUGAGAAGAAGAAGGACGCUCUGAAGAGCGACCUCCUCGCCGCCCAAGCUGAGCUGGACAAGAUUAAAAGAGAUGAUGUCGCUGACAUGAUAGACGCAGCCAAGAGAACGGCGGCUAACGCUAACGACACCGCUAAGGACGCGAUGGACCGACUCAACGCCAUUAAGGAUGAGGUGGACAAGAUUAAUGUCCUUCCCACAGAUCCUAAUCUGGACAACGUCCUGAAUGACGUGGAUAAAUCAGUGAAAAACCUCACCGACACUAUCCCAUCCCUCCUGGAUAAGAUCAGCCAGAUCGAGGAUCUGAGCACCCAAAUAACCCCCACGGGCAACGUGUCGGAGAACAUCAAGAGGAUCAAAGAGCUGAUUGAGCUGGCCCGGGACGCCGCCAACAGGAUCACGGUCCCCAUGAAAUUUGCGGGCGACGGACACGUGGAGCUUCGCACCCCGAAAGACAUGGACGACCUGAAGGCGUACACCGCCCUCAGCCUGUCCCUGCAGAGGCCGGAGAACGGCAGAGGCGACGGAGGCCGCCGCCGAAGACAGACCUCCCCCGACGACCUGUUUGUGCUUUACCUCGGCAAGAAGGACGCAUCCACAGACUACAUAGGCAUGGUCCUGAAAAACAACGAGCUCUUCUGCAUCUACAAGCUGAAUGGCAAGGAGUACAAGAUCCAGACAAAAAGCAUCAACAGGUCCCCGACCGAGCCUUCCUACUUCGACAAGGUGGACUUCAGAAGAAUUUACGAGGACGCCGAAGUCAUCCUGACCCAGCUGUUCACGUCAAGCGAUCCAUAUGCGCCCGUGACCUAUAACAACAGGGGGGAGAUCACCCGGAACCUUCUCAACCUGGACCCCGAGGAUGUGGUCUUCUAUGUGGGAGGAUACCCAGACACCUUCACACCUCCAGCAUCUUUGAACUACCCCAAAUAUAAAGGAUGCAUUGAAAUGUCCACCUUCAAUGAGAAGUUCAUCAGCCUGUACAACUUCAAGAAGGCUGUCAACGUAAAUACAGAGCUGCCUUGCAAGAGAUACAUACCCUCAGAAGUCGACUUGUACUUUGAAGGCACCGGCUAUGCCAAAAUAGCGAUUGACAAAUCCUCAAGCGUGCUAGUCCUUUCACAGUCUGUUUAUACCCGAUCAGAGAAUGCGCUCCUUCUGUACAUUGGAAAUGAGGACUCCUUUUACACCUUCGCCGUGGAAGGAGGUUAUGUUGUAUUCCGAGGAAGAGAGGGCGACAAAGUUUUGGAAAAGGCCAAGAGCACCGAGAAGCUAUUUCCUCUGGAGAAGCAAGAGGAGAUUCAGGUGAUCUUACGCAAAACCUCUUUCCUGGUUCGUCUGGGAAGCAAGACGGCCUUAUCGGCCAGUUACACUCAAGGACAAUACGACAGCUAUUACCUUGGAGGCUUACCGCCAAUGUUGAGAGAAAGGGACAGCAUCACCACCCCGCCAAUGAAGGGAUGCGUGAGGAACAUCAAGAUGGGUGGCAGCCACGCCAACCUUCUGGAGAGGGUGGGCAUGAGCAAAGGAUGCCCGAAGGACUACCUGGCCUCUCGUAAAGCUGAGUUCAGCCUGGGAAGCUCCCUUUCUGCUCCCCCAGGGAAGUUCGAACUGAGCGGCGAUGUGACUGUCUCCCUGGGCUUCAAGAGCACGGAGAGCAACGGCCUGCUUCUCACCAACAGCCAAGCGGGCAAUGGGAUAGAGCUAGCCAUGGAUAAUGGCUUUGUGUUAUUCAAAUUCAAUGACAAAGUCUGGAAGUCAAAUAAAACAUACAAAGAUGGUAAAUGGCACUAUUUGACGGCAGCCAGAAUUGGGCAAAGGUUUGAGUUUUUGAUCGAUGAACAGGACGAGGGACAACAGCAGAGUUCUUCGUCUUCUAUAGCUGCUGAGGGAGACAACGUCUUCCUGGGGAAAGACACCUUCAAGGGCUGCCUUGCCAACCUUUACAUGAGGAGACCCGAUGUGUUGUAUAAGCCGGAGGACCUGAGUGAGUUCAGCACCAGCGGGGAGAUCCUGCUCGACGUCUGCAGCUCAGACCGACCCCCCCUGCUGAUGGUGGACAAACGCAACCGCAGCUUCUCCAGGAUGGAGGAAGAGGUGCAUGAUGACAGCCUCUCUGUGUGCAGCCUGCCGUCUAUGGUAAAACACAGUUACCGGCUCGGAGGACCUUUCAGCUCUCUGACCUACAACAUCACCCCACAGGCUCUGCGCAGCAGGCCUCACUUCUCUCUGGAUGUGAGGACAGAGUCGGCAGACGGCCUACUACUCUACGUGGCCGGCGGGCAGGACAGCUCCCAUCUGGUCCUGUACAUGUCCAAAGGCCGCAUCCGGCUGUCCAUCGGGAGAAAACAGCACAUCUUCAACAGGGAGAAGUACAGCGAUGGCAAGUGGCAUACGGUGAUGUUCAGCUGGGAGAGGCGCAAGUUUCGCCUGGUGGUGGAUGGGCUCCGUGCCCACAAUGGCCAGCUGUCCCCUGACGAGGGAGUCUCUCUGGACCUGCAGUCACCUGUCUACCUGGGCAGCGUACCGGCGCCCGUGCGCAUGGAACAACAGUGGAAGGACCUCCCCAGGGAAAGCAUAAUCGGAUGUGUUCGCAAUUUCAAGAUGAACAGCCAGCCAAUGGCAGAGCCCACAGCCAAUUACGGGGCGGCACCCUGUUUUGAUGGGCACACUGUGGGCGGAGCCUAUUUUUCAGGGAAUGGAUAUGCUGUCAUAGAGGACAACUUUGUGGUGGGAGUGAGCUUUGAGCUGGUGUUCGAGGUUCGGCCCAGAACCCUAACAGGAGUCAUUUUCCAUGUUGGGGGCAAGGGAGGACACCACCUGAGUCUGUUCCUGAGGAGAGGGGAGGUGGUUGUCCAAGUGAACAACGGGGCAGGUGAAUUCAACGUCUCUGUGACUCCACAGAAGAUGCUGUGUGACAGCAUGUUCCACCGAGUGGCAGUUAUCAAGAGGAACAAUGUAAUCCAGCUGGACGUGGACACUGAGGGCCGGUACACAGUGGGGCCUUCCUCCUCUGUCUCCACCAGGACCAGAGACCCACUUUAUGUGGGCGGCAUUCCAGAUUCCACAUGGUCUACACAACUCCCAAAGACGUCUUUCGUUGGCUGCCUGCAGAACGUGCAGAUCAACGGAAACACAGUUUCCUUUGACAAAAUCGCACGAGUGUUUGGGCCUGUGAACCUCAGAGAGUGUCCCUCCAGCUGAAAAGACGUUACCGCUAAGGGAAGACUCGCCACUAUGUGCAAUCAGUCAAAAAUAUACCGGGUGCUUGUUAAAUUUAACUGUUACUCCAAUUACAAUGCGUAUCUUUGUUGUAUCGACAUUGCAAUGUAAAGAACUGUCAGAAAAUUGAUUUAGACAUUUCUAUUUUUUUAUUUAUUUUUAAAUGAAUUGAUGUACCCUUUCCUCUUACCCUCACGGUGGAUAUAUUCUGUGUUUUUGUAUGAAGAUGUAUUUUUAUGUCAUGUUUUAUUUUUAUCUGUUUUUUCUCACUCGAUCAAUGUGUGGAUCAAACCCCUCUCAUAUGAGAGGACAGAUGACUUUUUUGUGUGUAGUGAUUCAUUGGGGUCUGUGGAGCAAACUAUGUGCACUUUGUUUAAUAUCAUUAAAUACCAGCUCAUGUAAAUACUGUCAAAAUGAUGAAUAAAUCUUUUUUUUUUCCUCUUA
Anguilla rostrata (American eel) is the source of this 11954-nucleotide messenger RNA. RefSeq names its product laminin subunit alpha-3-like. Gene Ontology annotation, biological process: tissue development; cell adhesion; regulation of cell migration. The record is from RefSeq and is a predicted model, not a curated record. Gene Ontology annotation, molecular function: signaling receptor binding. The coding region runs from base 309 to 11492 and encodes 3727 amino acids. The transcript has 84 exons. Lineage: Eukaryota; Metazoa; Chordata; Actinopteri; Anguilliformes; Anguillidae.